Molecule: messenger RNA, 2141 nt
Organism: Andrographis paniculata
Lineage: Eukaryota; Viridiplantae; Streptophyta; Magnoliopsida; Lamiales; Acanthaceae
Product: exocyst complex component EXO70I-like
Exons: 3
Coding region: 90-2141 (683 amino acids)
Biological process (GO): exocytosis
Cellular component (GO): exocyst
Molecular function (GO): phosphatidylinositol-4,5-bisphosphate binding
Source: RefSeq, a predicted model, not a curated record
CGAUUCUUAGUUUUGAUCGAAAUCCAACUCACCCUCAUCAUUAACUCUUCUUCCUCAACCAGACAUCGUCUGCACAUAGACCUCCAACAAUGGCGCAGCCGAUCCAAAACGAUGUCCCGAAUGUGGUCUCUCUGCAUUCAGCUUGUCACAACCUCAAAAACCUCAUCAAAGAAUCCAUCGCCAUUGAUGCAUCCUACAACAAAAUCAACGACAAGUUCGAGGCUAUGCAUCAAACGCUAAACCUCGCCUCCAAACGCGUCGCGCCGCUGCAGUCGCUCUCGAUCGCAAACAAAGCUCUCGACGCGAGAAUCACCCGCGCCGUCGCCCCGGCCUUGUCCCUCCUCGCCGCCUUCAAAAUCUUCGAAUCCCUUCAACAUAAGCUUCUCCGAAUCGCGUCGAAGCUCCCGUCCGACAAGAGAUCGUACGCGAGGCUCGAGAAGCUGGUCGAGUACAUCGACUGCGUCGACAAGUUAAACGAGUCGAUCGCUUCGAUCGGCCGGGAGUGCGAGCCUGCGAUCCAGAAGCUGCAAGAAGUCGUGGAGUUCUUGAGCCGGACGAAGGCGACGGAUCAUUACCAGACGCGUCGGCUGCGCGAGACUUUGUUGACACUGAAGGCGGUCUGCGAGACGGAGAUUGUCUCGAUGAAGUUCGAGGGGUUGCUCGACGACGCGCUGCUGAACUUGCAGGACGAGUACGAGAAGUUGCUGCAGAAGUUGAAGCAUCGGAACAUCGGCGAUCCGGUCGACGAUGAUCCAACAGCUGUCGUCGAACCUGGGCUCGGCACCGAGCUGGAGAUCGAAGUUCUGAGCAAGAUUUCCCGCAUGCUGACGGCGAACGAUUGUCUCGACAUAUGCAUCGACAUGUUCGUGAAGGUACGGUAUCGACGGGCAGCCAAAGCGCUCAUGCGGCUAAACCCAGAGUAUCUCAAAACCUACACGCCGGAAAAUAUCGACGAGAUGGAUUGGGAGUCGUUGGAAACGGCGAUCGCCCUAUGGAUCGACCACUUCGAACUCGCCGUAAAAACGGUAUUCGUCUCCGAAAAGGAUCUCUGCCGCCAAGUCCUCGGAAACGUCAUGGCCGGAGCCAUCUGGCCGGAGUGCUUCGUCAAGGUUGCCGACAAGAUCAUGGCGGUCUUUUUCCGAUUCGGCGAAGGCGUCGCGCGUAGCACCAAGGAGCCCCAGAAGUUAUUCAAACUCCUCGAAAUGUUCGACUCCCUCGAAAAGCUUAAACCCGAAUUCUCUGAGGUCUUCGACGGCGACGCCGGGGUAGAUAUCUGCUCGAGGUUCCGAGAGCUCGAAAAGCUUCUAAUCCAUAGCUCAAGUCGAGUCUUUUUCGAGUUUGGUCUGCAGAUCGAAGGCAACAUUCAGGACAGCCUCCUGCCGCCGCAAGACGGCUCAGUGCCGAAACUUGUGCGGUACGCCGUGAACUACCUCAACAACCUUACGACGGAGGGUUACAGUGCGACGAUGGCGCAGGUGCUCAAAACCGAGCAACUUUGGAAAGCCGGGAUCCUUUCGAACCCCGAAAACGAGCAAGAUCUGUUGAGGGAUGCAGUUUUGAAUGUUGUCGAGGCCAUCCAAAGGAACGUCGACUCGAAGAAAUCGCGGUACAAGGAUAAAAUCGCGCAGCAUAUCUUCGCGAUGAACACGUUUUGGUAUAUCUACAUGAGGAGUAGAAAUACCGAGCUCGGGAAGCUGUUGGGAGAGCCGCACAUGAAGAAAAGAUUCAGAUACGCCGCCGAGGAAUCAGCGUAUCUGUAUCAGAAACAAGCGUGGGGUGGUUUAGUUCGACUUUUGGACAUCGAGGACGUCAGAAUGUUGAAAGAUGGAAGAGGAGGGCUUGUUCGAGGAAAAAUCGAAGCUUUUAUGACAGCGUUCGACGAUAUGUGUCAGAAACAUCGGACAAUCUACAAGAUUGUCUCCGAUGCGGAUUUGAGGGCGCAGAUGAAGGAGGCGACGGUGAAGCUAGUCGUGCCGGCGUAUGCGGACUUUUAUGAUGCGUAUUCGCAGAUUCUUCCCCGGUCAAAGACAUAUCCUUCCCCGGAAAAGAUCGAAGAUCUGAUCGGGGAGAUCUUCGAGGGAAGUAAUGGAAAAUCGAAUACACGGAAAGACCGAAGGUCUCUUGAUAGACAACAGAUGUAA